This is a messenger RNA of Brassica napus (rape), 1622 nucleotides long. Its product is annotated as transcription factor LUX. Lineage: Eukaryota; Viridiplantae; Streptophyta; Magnoliopsida; Brassicales; Brassicaceae. The coding region runs from base 137 to 1051 and encodes 304 amino acids. Gene Ontology annotation, biological process: regulation of DNA-templated transcription. The transcript has 2 exons. Gene Ontology annotation, cellular component: nucleus. The record is from RefSeq and is a predicted model, not a curated record. Gene Ontology annotation, molecular function: DNA binding; DNA-binding transcription factor activity.
UAACACAAAGCCAUCUGGAAUUGGACAUUGCGCUUUUUCUCUUAAUCUUUUUGCUUUGCUUUUCUUCUCUCUCUCUUUUGAAAAUUGCUCAUCUUCACAGACCAAACUUCUCCACGAAUCUUUUUCUCCGAUCUGAAUGGGAGAGGAAGUGAGGAUGAGCGAUUACGAUGUUUCCGGCGAGGGAGAUAGGGUUCUUGAAUGGGAGAUGGGGCUACCUAGCGACGACGAUUUGACAUCUCUUUCUUACUCUCUGAUACCUCCUAAUCUCGCCAUGGCUUUCAGCAUAACUCCAGAGAAAAGCCGUACGAUGGAAGAUGUGAAUCGCGCAUCGGAGACGACGUUCUCGUCGCUGCGCAGCGGAUCUUCAGGUCUCAACACCUCGUCCUCUAACAAUAACAGCGUCGCGGCGGAGGAGGAAGAUCGAGUCGGAUCGAGCAGUCCCGGAUCGGAUUCGAAGAAACAAAAGACAUCCGGCGAUGGUGUGGCGGCGGCGGCGGAGGAAGGAGAUUCGGGAACUGAAGAUCCUACUGGGAAGACACUGAAACGACCGCGUUUAGUGUGGACGCCGCAGCUACACAAGAGAUUCGUGGACGUUGUGGCUCACUUAGGGAUUAAGAACGCAGUGCCGAAGACGAUUAUGCAGCUGAUGAACGUCGAAGGAUUGACUCGAGAGAACGUCGCGUCUCAUCUCCAGAAGUACAGGCUCUACCUCAAACGGAUGCAGGGGUUGACGACGGAAGGUCCGUCUUCUUCCGACAAGCUCUUCUCCUCGACCCCUGUGCCUCCACAGAGCUUCCAAGAUAUCGGAGGCGGUAACGGCCAAGGGAACGUAUCCGCGGCUGUGCCCUACGGAGGGCAGCCGAUGAUGCAGAUGCCUGUCUAUGCCCAUCAUAUGGGUAUGCAAGGGUAUCAUGAUCCUUAUCAUCAGAACCUUCAGCAUCAUCUUGGAGCUGGAGGGUUCGAAGCUAAUCCAUAUAUGAUGCAGCAGAACAAGUUCGGGUCCAUGGCGUCUUACCCUCCUGUUGGGGGUAGAAGUGCGCAUGAGAAUUAAAAUGAAUCGAUUUGGUUCUUGACUUGUGUCCGCAUCAAUAUGUCUUUUAUCUUUUGCCGAGUUUUUUAACCAAGUCCGCAUUGCAUCUACAUAGGAGAGAUCAUACAACAUAUCAUUUCGAAGCUAGACCAAUGAGCAUUCUUGGAACACAAUGCAUACUUGGGGACUUCUGUCAGGUUUCGUGUACUCAUUUUCUAGAUUGUGAGGUAAGUCUCUCAUGUCUCGUUUCUUUGCUUUGUUAAGGGUUUAUUUCUUUAAGAUGGCGUCAAACAUAAUCUUCAUGUUUCUUUACUUUUCAAUAUACGAAUCAGUUUAUCUUUUAAAAGGAGAGCUCAUUUUUGUCCAAUCAAAUUGCCUCACAUAUGACGACCUUUUAUUUUCUGUAAAGUAAUAACCUUUCAUUGGACUGGAGAGCCACGUACCAAUGAACUUCCGACACAAGGGAGAAAGUGACAUUCCAACAAAAGCGAAAACUCUUUUUUUAUUCUUUCUUGCUGACAUGAGUUAUUUGUUUCAGCUACGUAUGGUUCUACUUUGAGAUCUAUAUAAUAAUUUAAGACCUUUUCGUCUC